GAUGGAUGCAAUACCAUGCUUUCUGCUCGUCCUCCUGUUCGGGACAAGGAUACAAGAAAAUACCGCCCUCCAGUGUUACUGUGACCGCUGCAGCGCCAACUCCAGCUGCACCACAGAUGGCGUCUGCUUCGUCGCCAUCCGCAAGUCGGGCAGCCGGCUGACCACCGAGCAGCGCCAGUGCGUGCGAGAUAACGAACUAAUCCCGCGAGACCGGCCCUUCAUCUGCGCCCCGUCCGCCAAACAAGAUACGGGUAUUUACCCCAUCUGCUGCACGACGGACUACUGCAACAAAGACCCCAACAUCAAGAUCUUCCCCGGCCCCACGGUGAAGCCUCCUCCUCUGGGCCCCGUGGCCCUGGCAGCGGUGAUCGCGGGCCCCGUGUGCGUGCUCUGCCUGCUGCUCGUCGUGGCGUUCUACGUUUGCCACAGCCACAGGGGUCUGGGGGCCGGAGGGGCCGGGGCCCACCACCACCACCACCACCGGGUGCCCAACGAAGAAGACCCCUCCAUGGACCACCCCUUCAUCACUGUGGGAACAACGCUGAAGGACCUCAUCUACGACAUGACCACCUCGGGGUCUGGAUCAGGUCUACCACUGCUGGUCCAGAGGACCAUCGCCAGGACCAUCAUCCUCCAGGAGAGCAUUGGUAAGGGGCGUUUUGGAGAGGUGUGGCGGGGCAAGUGGCGCGGCGAGGAGGUGGCCGUGAAGAUCUUCUCCUCCCGCGAGGAGCGCUCCUGGUUCCGCGAGGCUGAGAUCUACCAGACUGUGAUGCUGAGACACGAGAACAUCCUGGGCUUCAUCGCUGCUGAUAACAAAGAUAACGGGACGUGGACUCAGCUGUGGCUGGUGUCGGACUACCACGAACACGGCUCCCUGUUCGACUACCUGAACCGCUACACCGUCACCGUGGAGGGAAUGAUCAAACUGUCCCUGUCCACGGCCAGCGGCCUCGCUCACCUGCACAUGGAGAUCGUGGGAACACAAGGUAAGCCGGCUAUCGCCCACAGAGACCUGAAGUCAAAGAACAUCCUGGUGAAGAAGAACGGGACCUGCUGCAUCGCGGACCUGGGUCUAGCCGUCCGCCACGACUCUGCCACCGACACCAUCGACAUCGCUCCGAACCACAGAGUGGGAACCAAAAGGUAUAUGGCUCCAGAGGUCCUGGACGACUCCAUAAACAUGAAACACUUUGAGUCUUUCAAGCGAGCUGACAUCUACGCCAUGGGAUUGGUCUUCUGGGAGAUCGCCAGCCGCUGCUCCAUGGGAGGCAUCCAUGAGGACUACCAGCUGCCCUACUACGACCUGGUUCAGUCAGAUCCAUCAGUGGAGGAGAUGAGGAAGGUGGUCUGUGAGCAGAAGCUUCGGCCCAACAUUCCCAACCGCUGGCAGAGCUGUGAGGCCCUGCGGGUGAUGGCGAAGAUCAUGAGGGAGUGCUGGUACGCCAACGGCGCCGCCCGACUCACCGCUCUCCGAAUCAAGAAGACCCUGUCCCAGCUCAGCCAACAGGAGGGAAUCAAGAUGUAGACACAACUACCAAACACACACACGCACACACACACACACACACACGCACCCACACACCUCUGACUGGCAUCCAUAUCGUUAGCAUUACAGCAUUAUUAUCUUCAUUAUUACUCAUUGGUUGCUCCUCCCCUUUGGUUUGAAGAGAAGUGAAGAAUAUUUUUCCCCUCGUGCUCUUUUUUUUUUCCCCAUUUCAUUCAUUGACAAACUGAUGAAUCCUGCACCUGAAACUCAGGAACCAUCAGUGUGUGUGCGUUGCUCUGACACACACACAUGGAUGGCUGGAUCGAUGGAUGGAUGGAUGGAUGGAUCUGAUGAGGGGUGUUUGUUUCUGAAGGGGAUAAAAGAGGCAUUAAAAGAUGCCUCCACUCAUUAUCCUCCAUGUUCAUUUACUAUAUUCAUCCCAUGAAGACCCACAGAGGCACCUGGUC
Seriola dumerili (greater amberjack) is the source of this 1953-nucleotide messenger RNA. RefSeq names its product TGF-beta receptor type-1-like (gene tgfbr1b). The record is from RefSeq and is a predicted model, not a curated record. Gene Ontology annotation, molecular function: ATP binding; activin receptor activity, type I; transforming growth factor beta receptor activity, type I. Lineage: Eukaryota; Metazoa; Chordata; Actinopteri; Carangiformes; Carangidae. Gene Ontology annotation, cellular component: plasma membrane; activin receptor complex. The transcript is spliced from 9 exons. Gene Ontology annotation, biological process: heart development; nervous system development; transforming growth factor beta receptor signaling pathway. The coding region runs from base 2 to 1525 and encodes 507 amino acids.